ACGAAAACAUUACAGUCGUCAGUCCCGUUCGGAUCGAAUUUGUCACGAAUCUAUAUAUUUUCUCUACAGCUUCCUUUAUGGAGUAUUGAUCGUAAUUCGUGAUUCGCAGAGUUAACAGGACGUAACUCGGUUAUCUAGUUUAGCAAGCUAUGAUAAAAAAAUUUUAGCGAUAACAUUUUCGUCAUGAUAAAAUAUAUUAUAGUAUUAUAAUAUUAUACUCCAAAGACAAUUGUUUUGUCAUGGUUAUCGUAAAUUUUACAUAUUGUAUUUUGCAUUCCGUAUUCACUAUUCACCAUUCAUUUUUUUUUUAAUCGUCGUGCUAAGUAAUCACUGGCCACUACUCAUUACUCAGGCAAUUAUACUAUUCUGUGAUUAUAUCUUAGAUUCUUAGUCUGUGAAGUUGUCAUUUCAUUUCGGGAUACAUAGAUUGAAUUUCGAGAGUUCCGACCGUUUCGCCGAUAUGAACAGUUUGCGAUUAUUCAGACGUUUAUCCAGCACCGUGUCGCGCUCCAGCAAGAACGAACGCGCCAUCGUUGUCACUGAUGAUGCGUCAACCAUAGUGUGUUAUCAUCCGGAGAGUUCUUUCCCAUACGAGUGCACCAAACCAUUACCAGUCAACAAAGUGCAGGACAACUCAGUGUUAAAAGUUCAAAACAAAGACUUUGUGCAUGAAGUAUUCAGUAAGCCCAAUAAUGAAAUAGUGCAACAAGAACUUAUGAAAAUGACGUACACCACAAAACACCGAUGGGUGCCACCCAAAAAAUGGAAAAGAAACUUUGCUCAUCAAAAACUUGUAGACAGAGAAUAUUUAUAAUCUGAUAUAAUUAUGUUUAUUGUUUUUAAAAGCAAACUAGGCUCAUGUUUUUAGUAUAAGAGUAUACAAUAUAAAAUUGUUUUGUAAUGAUUUUUUGAAUAAAAAUUGUAUAAUAUCAA
Acyrthosiphon pisum (pea aphid) is the source of this 933-nucleotide messenger RNA. RefSeq names its product mitochondrial ribosomal protein L42 (gene mRpL42). The record is from RefSeq and is a predicted model, not a curated record. NCBI's taxonomy places the organism in Eukaryota, Metazoa, Arthropoda, Insecta, Hemiptera, Aphididae. The transcript has 2 exons. Gene Ontology annotation, cellular component: mitochondrial large ribosomal subunit. The coding region runs from base 461 to 814 and encodes 117 amino acids.